Molecule: messenger RNA, 1508 nt
Organism: Anolis carolinensis (green anole)
Lineage: Eukaryota; Metazoa; Chordata; Lepidosauria; Squamata; Anolidae
Gene: areg
Product: amphiregulin
Exons: 6
Coding region: 90-755 (221 amino acids)
Biological process (GO): positive regulation of cell population proliferation; epidermal growth factor receptor signaling pathway
Molecular function (GO): epidermal growth factor receptor binding; growth factor activity
Source: RefSeq, a predicted model, not a curated record
CUCGCGCCGCGCUAGCCAGCCUCCGCUUCGAAACACUUGGGCGCUCUUUAGCCAGGGUCCCCGCUCCGUGACGUCAUUCUGCACUUACGAUGCGUGCCGCGCUCUCCCUCCUUUGGCCGCUGCUCUGGAGCUCAGCGUACCAACAUAUUGCUGGAUCAGGGCUAAAUGUGACCGAACAACAGCAAGACAUGUCCAUCCUGAGGACUUCCAACGUAUCUGGGACUGAAAUGGUUUCAUCUGGAGUUGACUUUGAAGAGGAAGAUGUAAAGGAAGUGAGGGCACCACACUUUCUUGUCAGUGACUCAGACAGAGAAGAAUUAGAUCUGAAGAAACCAAUGAAACCAGAAGGUGGAAAAAAGAACCCUAGCAAACAAAAAAGGAAAGGAAAUAAAGAUAAGAAGCAUAAAAAUAAAACUAGAACUCCAUGUGAAGGAGAAUUUAGAAACUUCUGUGUUCAUGGUGAAUGCAAAUAUAUUGAAAAUGUCCAAGCAGUCAGAUGCAAGUGCCUUCCAGAUUACUUUGGUGAGCGUUGUGUUGAACAGUUUUUGAAGACACAUAGGAAUGAUAUUGAAGCACCAAAUAAAUCAUCUGAAGUACUUGGUUCCAUUUUGGGAGCCGUUUUUGGGCUUACAGUGCUCAGUUUUGUCAUCAUUGUCAUCAUUAUCAUAGUGCGAAAAAGAUGUUCUAAAUAUGAUGAAAAAGAGGAGAGGAAAAAGCUCCGACAUGAAAAUGCAAGUUCCAGCAAUGGAGUUUAAAGAGAAGAAGAGGUGAUGAACAAACUAUUGCCGAAGCACAUUUUAUUCCAUGGAGGCAACUUGUGGAAGAACAUGAGACUGAGAUCUUGUUUGCCCCAACAUGGAAGAGAAUACAGAGAGGGAUGUUACAUUCCCAUCUACUGCCAAUGGAUGUAGAACAUGCCACUGGAAUUAACAUCUGUAGUUUUCAUAGCCACUGAGGAGCUUUGGAACACUGGAAAGUCUAUCGAAUGCUUAUUGCCUUUGCAGACUUCCCUUUUUGCAUGUACAUCUGUCAUCAGAGACUUGUUUACUGAGAGCGUUGACAGAAAUGUGUGUGUGUGACAGAGAAAAAGUGUGUGUGUCAAGGAAGAGUGUAUGACUGAGAAGGAUGAGGAAAGAGAAGAUUUUAGGAGAUGCUCAUGGUUACACAGAGGUUUUUAAUUAAAAAAACUGACUUCCACACACCCUGAAAGGAGCAAGAAAGAAAGGAGGCUUUGAUUAAGUAUCUCACACUACUUAAAGAACUGGGACAAAUGGCACAGGGUGUGCCUCCCUUCUCCCACACCUCCACCUCUGUCAGCUGGAGGUUUCCCACUGGCUGUGUGAAAAGGCAGCAGGCCAGGAGUGCCAUUAUUCACAACAGUCUACUUUUCAUACCGGACAUCCCAUUUGAAGAUACAUGUGCAAUUGUAGCAUUUCCCAAGGUUUCUGCUGCUAUAAUUUUUAAACAUGUAUGUUGGAAGAUCCAAUAGAUUAUUUUAAAGACUGACA